Helobdella robusta is the source of this 399-nucleotide messenger RNA. RefSeq lists its product as hypothetical. The transcript is spliced from 3 exons. Lineage: Eukaryota; Metazoa; Annelida; Clitellata; Rhynchobdellida; Glossiphoniidae. The record is from RefSeq and is a predicted model, not a curated record. Bases 1 to 399 code for a protein of 132 amino acids.
AUGGAUUCAACUGUACAGAGAUUGCUUAGGCGGCAAAGUUUGCGGUAUGUCGCCUGCAAAGCUCCACCAACUUCAGAAAAUAUUACCUUAGAAAGUUGGGAGCACGAUGUUCUCCAGGUGGUGCUGACCUGCACUCUCACGUGCGCGACAUCUCCUAAUUGUGUUGGAUUCAAUUUCAUGAAGAACAACAUAGCUGACGGUGGCGGUGUUCUCUGCCAGUUUUUCAACACCACUCCUCAGCUGUAUAUCUCGGAGGAUCUGUGCAUCUAUUUCGGAGUAAUUUAUUUGUUGCCGGGUGCUCCGGGCUACAAAUCGACCUGGUUCGUAAUCAUCAUUGUUGCCUUUCCUUUCAUUUUUAUUUCGAAUGAUUCUGAAGACAAACGUUUCGUCAAAAGUUGA